Molecule: messenger RNA, 926 nt
Organism: Xiphophorus couchianus (Monterrey platyfish)
Lineage: Eukaryota; Metazoa; Chordata; Actinopteri; Cyprinodontiformes; Poeciliidae
Exons: 5
Source: RefSeq, a predicted model, not a curated record
GCAGUUCCAACCACAACUACAGCAGCUGCAACCACAACUACAGCAACUCCAACCACAACUACAGCAGCUGCAACCACAACUACAGCAACUCCAACCACAGCCAGUGCAGCUCCAAUUACAACCUCUGUGGCAAUAACGAAAAGCACACCUGCUCAAAACACAACUACAACAGCUCCAACAACAAACGCAGCAACGUCAACUGCUAUAGCAGGAGAAACGACAUUUACACACCCUCCAAAUGCAUGUGCUUCAAAUCCAUGCCUCGGUGGAAGCACCUGUGAGGAGCGUGAUGACCACACCUAUGUGUGUUUGUGUGUAGCUGGAGAAGUUUACAGUCCUCAAGGCUGUCAAAAGGACUGGUGGUUGAUCUUUGUGAUCGUUGCAUCUGUCUUCGGAUCCCUCCUCAUCAUCAUGUUGAUCGCUCUGCUGUUGGUAGUAAAGAAAUUCAAGAAGAAACUCUUCAAGAACAAAGAGAAAGACAUUUGGAAACCCUUCCAAGUUCCGUCCUUUUCCAAGGGCCCACCAUCCUAUAGCAGCAGUGAUAACUUUUUCACCUGGGUCAAAGAAUCAGCAAACAGCCCAGGAAAUGAUGGGGUCCCACGAAUCCCGCGGGCCAAACUCAGUGCCAAUUGGGACAGCAGGCCCAGCUCUGAGUUGACUCCGAGUAACAGCCGACAAAGCUUGAUUCCUUCAGGGAUGAACUCGCGAUUCAGCGACAGCCAAGGUGACAUGUUUCCAUUCUCCCAGAGUCCACCCAGGAACAUCCCCUACGAGGAAGCCCAAGCCAGCAAUAGCCCUUAUCACCAGAUCCGAGCCACAAACCCUUACGCCAAGACCCAAGGCCAGACCAGCCCUUAUUUAGUAAUAACCUAAUAAAGAAAAGGUACAGUGAAUCACUUCAGGGGUUCAAAUGUUGAUAUUUUUCC